UUCACUCCACACUCGCCCCUCCUCCUCUCUGUUUCUGCCCUUAGUCGUCACAUUCAGAGAGCCCAAGAUGACUUGACGUUUGUUACGUGCAGGGUUGACGGUUCCGGCGUUUGCUGGCUGUUUUGACUCUUCCGCGUUCUGUCCUCUCCGUGCAUUUCAGUCGGUUAGCAGCACCACAUUAAACCGUAUUCCGCAUCCCCAUCCCCGGUGACAGUUACAUGAGAAUUAUGAAUCACGUCCAAGAGCCGGCGUGCCAGAAUCAGGAUGGAAGACAAGAGAGGGACGCACAGACGGAAUGUAACGCCAGAGGACUGAGCCCUAGACUCUCGAAAGUAAACUUUUUCACUCUCCUUAGUCUGUGGAUGGAACUUUUUCCAAAUAAUGAACAAAAGGCAAUUCAGCGACGAAGAAAUGGCCUGGUUGUGGUGCAUAAUUCAAAGAUUAUCGGCCUCCAUUGUUCAAGCACAGAGUUGCAUGUAGGCCAAAUUGCUGUUGUCAAACAUGGGUCAAAAUUGAAAGAUUGCGAUCUCUAUUUCUCAAGGAAACCAUGCUCAACCUGUUUAAAGAUGGUUUUAAAUGCUGGUGUUAAUCGCAUAUCGUACUGGCCUGGUGACCCUGAGAUAAGUCUAAUUGAGGACUAUGUAAUGGAUAAUUGCAAUUCAGAUGCAAAACUAGAUGCCAAAGCUGUGGAAAGACUCAAGUCCAACAGUCGCUCUCGUCUUUGCACCUUGCUUCAGCCUUUGGCUUACAACAUGCUGCAGUUUGUGGAAGAAACCUCAAAAAAGUGUGAGUUUUUACAAAGCAAAGUCGCCCUGAACAGAGAUUGUAAACGUGAAGACUUUUUUACUGAGUGCAGAAGAAAUCGAUUACAGAAAUUUGAGGAAUUAUUCUUGAUAUCUAAUAGUGAAACUCACAAAGAAAUCUUGAAGACUAUUGGUUUAGAGAACGUGUGUGACGAUAUUCAUUUUACUAAUUUGAGGCAUAAAAUGGAGGAUCUUGUCUUUUUAUUAGCAACUGUUGACUGUAGCGUUCCAGAGUAUGGGAAGUUCCGAGUUUAUUGCGAUGAUUCGGACAAAGUAUGUGACGAGCACGCAAACGAUGAAUUUCAAAAAUUUGCAAGACAUUGCAUGGUUCAAGCCAGAUUAUUGGCAUAUCGGACAGAGGAUCAAAAGAUCGGUGUUGGAGCAGUGAUCUGGGCAGAAGGAAAGGCGUGGCAGGAAGCUCCAGCCAACAGUGUUAUCACGUCAAGUGUCCGAACUAUUCGCAAAAAGCGAGGUCCAACUAAAUCUUUAAGUCCCCAGAACACCCUCUCUACAGAGAUAACAAACACUGCCAUCAUUGGUCCAAUUGGCUCCACCACAGAAUCUGCCUCUACUUAUGAAUCAUCGGUACUGGAGGGCAUGGAAAUUAUGGAAGACACCCAAUCUCCCUUGGCCAAAGGUGAUUUGAAGAGACCACUCAUAACUCCUAGAUCUGAAUCCCAAAAGGAGGAGCUGCUAAAUUUGGAGAUCAAUGAACCAGCUUUCAAAAGGAGGGUGGUGGAGCAACAGUGCUAUCUACAAAGUCUGCUAACUUCAGUGCAAAUGAUGAAUGAAACUGUGGAUAGGAUGAUGAUGACCAUGUCAAGUCUGAAUAGCUCCUUGUCUGAUGUCCAAAAUUUGCUUAAUCAAAAACUGGCUGCUUUGCAGACUACCAGGGAGGAGGCUUCACCUCAGACAGUAUCAGUGAUUGAAAACUCUUUUACUCAGGGACUGUGCAACAUAGGAGCAUCACAUCAAAAUUCCCUGAAUGCGGUUAUAUCUGAUGUGGGUUCCAAGGUGCAAGAAAGCUUGCAAAUGGGAUUUGAAAGCCUUGGGAAUAAAAUACAAUCAACCAUGAGAGAGGGUUAUGCUAAUCUGAUAAAUGAGCAUAUCUGUGCACACCAAAACCUCUGUGACAAAUAUAAAAGAGCCUUGUCGACUAGAGGGCUAAAUAACUCGUCACAAGAGUUUGGAACUCAUGAUGGCAGCCAGUUGCACCAUCCCAGCCAGCUUUCAUCUGGCUCCUCAUUAGAAAGCAGGAAUCCUGCCAUAAAGGUACAAAUAUCUGGAGACAUGAAAAUCUAGGGAUGUUAAAGUAAAAAACAUCUAAAGGAUUUCCUUUGUGAAGAAUAUUUGGGGUACAGAAUAAACUCCCUGAGAAUGUUAUUGAAGUAAACAAACUACGCAUAGCUGACCUGCAAUACUAAUGAAGACAUUACCCUACACUUCAGCGAGGACAACACACUGAUUAUAUGGGGCAUCAUUGUUUUAACACACAUUUUAAUUCUGUUCAAAUCAUUGACAAAGAUCACGUUAUAGUUUAUUCAUGUUUCCUUUACACAGUAGCUUUUCUAAUUACCGUGUUACUUAUCAUUGAUUUAUCUUGGAGCCAUCACAGGCCUAUUAUCUUUAUACGAGGCAGCAUUUCCUGUCACCAGACCAACAGGUGGCCAAUAUAAAAGCUUGGUAAUUUAUUUUGCCAAAUUUAUUAGCCACUGUUGCAAGUUUAUUUAACAAUCUGAGCUUUUAUCUUCACUGCAGCACUACAUCAGUAUAUGGAUAGCAAUGGUGGGUACUUAAUGGGAUGACUUUUGUAUGUCAAACUGACCUUGGCCUCUUUACAUUUCCUGAUAAUUUUCCAAUAGUUAGGCAUGGUUUGAAACUUUGUAGAAUAGUUCAAGAAAAAAGUUGCUGUUUUUAUGCUGUUUAAAUCAAGUCAAGGACAACUCUAAAGUUUGAUAUUCAAGAGUCUUCUACUUCUGUCCAUUUGUAAUUGGGUGGUAAAAUGAUUCUCCGGUGUCUCGAUGCUUCAGUACUUUGCUGGUUAACUACCCGAUGCUGUUGCCAGACAAAUGGGCAAUUUUGCUGAUUUCACCUUCCUUCUUGGCUUCCAUUUUAAACAUUCCAUUAUGCAUGUGUUUUUGAAGUAUGGGAGAUCUAGUGUGAAGUGCUGAAGUCAGUUACAGGAAGUGAUUGGGUAGAUAAAGAGAAAUUAUUUCCUCUGAUAGAAUCAGAGAGAGGCUGGGCCAUUUAGGGGUGAUGUCAGGAAAUACUUCUUCAGAGUUGUGGAAAGCUGGAAAUCUCUCCACUAUCCCUCACCCUGACUCCUCAUUCCCCUACACCACCAUUUCAAAACAGAGUUUAAUAGAUUUUCCAUAUGCAAGGUCGAUGAGGGAUAUGUGGAAUUGUGGCAGUGAUAUGCAAUUAUGGCAGACUAAUGAAGUUACAAUAUAAUUGAAUGAUAUAGAACUGUUUUGAGAGACUGACUCACCUAUGUUCUAGGUUAUCAGCAAUUUCGCUACAGGGUAUAUACAUGGAUGCAUGCAUGUUAGGAUAGAAUUCACAACAGAAGGGUUGACCGGGUUGGGGGGCUAUGUUCAAUUACCAUCUAAUCCGGAGGGUUGUCAUCACAUCUCUGAACAGUUUGAUUAAAAAUAUCUACAUAUCACAAUUGCCCUUUCCUAUUAACAACUUAUUUUGGACCUUGAAUAGUUCUAGCAAAAUGGCUGAUUGAUGUGGAAUGGUAUUUAACUUUCAUUAGAAUUUCUGGAUCUGAGCUGUGUAAAAAUGUUAUGCUCUUGGGCUAUGUUGUCUAGCUGUUAUACUCCUUAAUGUGCUCUAUGCAAAAUAGGCUGAAUCACUUCCUCCUGCAUGCUUUGAAGUUUCUUUGGCUCUAUCAUAAUAUACCCAAGUGUUCAGUACCUACAAUACUAAAUUGAUCGUGACACUUCAACAGGGAAUAAGGACAGCCAACACUUGAAUAAUAAUUAAAGCUAUGUGUCAACAUUCCCAAAGAAUGUGAUGACAAUAUACAGCAGACUGCACAGUUGUGAUGAUUUGAAAAGUAAUAAAGUGGAAGGUUUAAAUUUCAAA
This is a messenger RNA of Rhincodon typus (whale shark), 3893 nucleotides long. RefSeq names its product cytidine and dCMP deaminase domain containing 1 (gene cdadc1). The transcript has 7 exons. The record is from RefSeq and is a predicted model, not a curated record. Gene Ontology annotation, biological process: dUMP biosynthetic process; dTMP biosynthetic process; tRNA wobble adenosine to inosine editing. Gene Ontology annotation, cellular component: cytoplasm. Gene Ontology annotation, molecular function: tRNA-specific adenosine deaminase activity; dCMP deaminase activity. Lineage: Eukaryota; Metazoa; Chordata; Chondrichthyes; Orectolobiformes; Rhincodontidae. Bases 219 to 2105 code for a protein of 628 amino acids.